Molecule: messenger RNA, 438 nt
Organism: Parnassius apollo (apollo)
Lineage: Eukaryota; Metazoa; Arthropoda; Insecta; Lepidoptera; Papilionidae
Source: the annotation of a GenBank genome assembly
UUGGUGUCGGCAGGGUCUUCGCGGGCCCAGCAAUCGGCACCCGCCUCUGGUGGAGUACGCCGCAUGCGUUGGACAACCCAGAUGAACAGCAACGCAUUGCGGGCGUAUUUUAGGGUGAAAGGGGAAGAAACUGGAGGUUUUGCGUAUCAGGCAAGGAUGCAUCGACUUUUUGCUGAGCUGGAGCCAUCUGUAACCGUCACCGAGCAAAACCUGGCAGACCGAGUUCGGUAUAUCUUGCGCUCAAAUACAUUUGAUGUUACCGAACUCGAACGGCUACGACGUGAGGCUGUUCCUUCGUCGGGUCAAAAUGCUGCGGCUGAGGAUGCGGCGCCACAACUUGCUGAGCAAACGGCAAAUGUGGAUGCCGCCGUGAACACGCCAGUUGUGGUUGAUUCAGACGAUGAUGGAACAGUCGCCCUGGAACUGGAACUAGAGUAA